GCGCCUAGUGUUUGUGAAUGGGCGUGCUCGAAGCCGCGGCCUCCGUCACGUGACCGGGUUUUAAUGUUUACAUUCGAGGCGGGCGAAGGGGAAUCCUUUGCCAGGUGGGGGGCCCGUUUCGGUUUCAUUUCCCGGGGAAGGGGGAGGAGCUCCCGGCGGGCCUCAUGCUGGGCUACGAGUGCUGACAAGGGAGAAAGAGGCCUGCGGGGAGCGCCCUAACCGUGAACCAGGGAUCGUGACGAUCAAUAUGGAGGAGCUGGCGGUGGAGGUGCGGGGCUCCAAUGGAGCAUUCUACAAGGCAUUUGUAAAAGAUGUACAUGAAGAUUCCAUAACUGUUGCUUUCGAAAAUAACUGGCAGCCAGAGAGACAGAUUCCAUUCCAUGAUGUAAGAUUUCCGCCUCCUUCAGGUUAUAAUAAGGACAUAAAUGAAAGUGAUGACGUAGAGUUUUUGAGGGUCAAAGGCGAAGAUGAUUUCAUGGUUUACUCAAGAGCAAAUGAAAAAGAACCAUGUUGCUGGUGGCUUGCCAAAGUCCGAAUGAUAAAGGGUGAGUUUUAUGUUAUAGAAUACGCAGCUUGUGAUGCUACAUAUAAUGAGAUUGUCACUAUUGAACGACUACGUUCGGUGAAUCCCAAUAAGCCUGCAACAGAAAACACUUUCCAUAAGAUCAAGUUAGAUGUACCCGAAGAUUUACGGCAAAUGUGUGCUAAGGAGUCUGCUCACAAAGAUUUCAAAAAAGCAGUUGGAGCAUUUUCAGUAACCUAUGAUUCAGAAAGCUGCCAGCUUGUUAUUCUGUCAGUCAAUGAAGUCACCAUAAAGCGGGCAAACAUGCUUAGCGACAUGCAUUUCCGAAGUCUGCGUACUAAAUUAUCUUUGAUGUUGAGAAAUGAAGAAGCUAGUAAACAGCUUGAAAGCUCAAGGCAGCUGGCAUCCAGAUUUCAUGAGCAGUUUAUUGUACGAGAGGAUUUGAUGGGCCUUGCCAUUGGCACCCAUGGUGCUAACAUUCAGCAAGCCAGAAAAGUUCCUGGUGUAACUGCAAUUGAUUUGGAUGAAGACACUUGCACAUUUCAUAUAUAUGGAGAGGACCAAGAUGCUGUAAAGAAAGCCAGAACGUAUCUGGAAUUUGCUGAAGAUGUGAUACAAGUACCCCGAAACUUAGUAGGAAAAGUAAUUGGGAAGAAUGGAAAGCUCAUUCAGGAAAUAGUGGAUAAAUCCGGUGUUGUCCGAGUAAGAAUUGAAGCCGAAAAUGAUAAGAGUAUUUCCCAAGAAGAGGGAAUGGUUCCAUUUGUUUUUGUGGGAACAAAGGAUAGCAUCACUAAUGCUACUGUUCUUCUGGAUUAUCAUCUUAACUACUUAAAGGAAGUGGACCAAUUACGCUUGGAAAGGUUGCAAAUUGAUGAGCAACUUCGGCAGAUAGGUGCCAGUUCAAGACCUCCUCCAAAUCGUUCAGAUAAGGAGAAGGGAUAUUCCAGUGAAGAUUGCAGUGGUCUAGGGCGAGGAAGUAGGCCUUACAACAACCGAGGACGUAGCCGACGGGGCACAGGAUACGCUUCUGGCACAAAUUCAGAAGCAUCAAAUGCGUCUGAAACUGAGUCUGACCACAGAGAUGAACUAAGUGACUGGUCCUUGGCUCCAGCAGAAGAGGAUCGAGAUAAUUACCCUAGAAGAGGAGAUGGGCGGAGACGUGGAGGAGGACCACGAGGACAAGGGCUAAGGGGACGAGGGGGAUUCAAAGCAAAUGAUGACCGCAUAGACAACAGACAGCGCAAUUCAAGAGAAACUAAAGCGAGGUCUGCGGACAGCUCUCUGCAGAUCCGAAUUGACUGCAAUAAUGAAAGGAGUGUACAUAAUAAAACCAUGCAGAAUACACCUGGAGAGGGAAACAGACUACGCUCGGUAAAGGACCGUGUUCAAAAGAAAGAAAAGCUGGAUAUAGUGGAUGGCCAGCAACAAGUGGUGGUUAAUGGAGUACCGUAACCUUACAUUUCUAAAACAAAUCUUACACAGCCUAAAUAUAAUAAAUCUUAUUUCACAUUCAAGAAGUCUGUUAGGCCAAAGACAAAUAGGCAGGAUGAUACAGGGCAUGAAACAAAAAAGUUCCUGUUUAGCCCUAUUUUGUUAGUAUUGGCUCUAAGCAGUUUUCAAAAGGCAGACAGUGGAAACAUUUGCAUUUAAAUAUCAAAACGUAUGAGGCUUUCAAGUACAUAUUGCACUUGAUUUAAAAAAAAAAAAAAAAAGUAUUUUUUGUUUAAAAGGAAAUAAAUGAAAAAAAAUACUAUGCUUUGUGUUUUUGGUAUACUUGUGUUCAGUUGUACCAUUUUCAGGCAGCUGAUUUAACAUAGUCAUUGCUCAACUUCAGACUACAGAAUAUAAAUACUAAAUGAUUCCAGCCAGGCUUUAGGUUGUCUUAAUCUAAUGCUUAAAUGACUCAUGUCCUUUAAUCAUUUUGGCCCUUUUUGCAGUAUCUUAGUGUGACCUAAGAUGUGUGUAAUGUAAUAAACUGUCAUUUUCUUUGGCAAAAAAAAAAAAAAUGAAACAAAAAAGUUGUAUGAUCUGUGCCUUUUUUAUAUCUUGGCAGGUAGGGGAUAUUAUUAGAAAAAAACUAAUCUGGGGCAGAGUUGAAAAUCCUAAAUGUAAAAUAAUAUGUAGCAAAUCUUGUCUGGAAUUAGAACUUUUAAUGCAUGCUUUCAUAAUAUUUUAAAUACAUAAACAUCAACCUCAGCUGCAGGAGGGAAAAAUGUAGAACUCUGGAUUUGCACUGAACAAUGAAUAGUCCUGGCAUGGACACACGUUGUCUUCAUUGACAUGAUUAGUGAAGAUUUUUUUUUUCUCUCACUUGCAAGAGAUUAGAGUAUUUUGUCUGAUAUGUUACUGAUGAUAAAAUUAGUCUUAUAUAUUUGGCCUCAACUGUUCCCUUUUUUUUAAAUAAACUAAUUUUUUAUUUUAACCUCUCAAUUUCUGUUUAGUUCUCAACAAUGUAGAAAUAGAGAGCUCAAAUAUCAGAGGUAAAUCAAGCCCAUUCACCAUGCAGGCAUAGGCUGGGCUCUGUUAUAUUCAAGAGAAUGUCUUCAGGUACAUAGUCUUAUUACACAACACAUGUACACUGUAGCUGUUGUCUGAUCAUUUUCAUGUGGUACAUAAAGAGGAAGGUGUUAUGAAUCAAACUAGUUUUCAUUCUAAAUAUUAAUUUUACUUACUGCAGAAAUAAUUUUGCCAUCUUCUACUCUUGCUCUCCAUGUAAGCCUCUAUACUUAGAGGCAUCGUUGAGCUGUACAUUACCGUACAAAAGAGUCGCCGUAUCAUACGUGGUGAAAUUAUUUUUCUUUGCUUCAUACCUAAUUGUUUUAUCCUCCCUCUGCUGUUGCAUACAAAUGAAAAUAUAAAAUUGCAACAAACUGCACACAGAUUAAUGAAUUUAAAAUGUCUUAAAAGUAUUGCCAAACACUAAUGUUGAUUUCUAGUUAUUUAUUUAUUUUGGGAAUGUAUAGUAUUUGGAAAACAAACAUUGAUGAUACUCUGUACACAUCAUCUGUACGCUGUUUUGAUUUAAAAUACUGUAGAUACUUUAACCAAGGUAGACUAACCUUGUAAUGCUCUUUCGAAAAUAUCCUCUGUACAUAUUAGCUACGACAGAUUGGAUUUUACGUUGACAUUUUGUUUGGUUAUAGUGCAAUAUAUUUUGUAUGCAAGCAGUUUCAAUAAAGUUUGAUCUUCCUCUGCUAACUGAUGUGGGAUAUCAAUAAAAUUCUUAAAAUAA
This is a messenger RNA of Bombina bombina (fire-bellied toad), 3755 nucleotides long. RefSeq names its product fragile X messenger ribonucleoprotein 1 (gene FMR1). Bases 248 to 1975 code for a protein of 575 amino acids. The transcript has 16 exons. Gene Ontology annotation, biological process: regulation of alternative mRNA splicing, via spliceosome; regulation of mRNA stability; central nervous system development. Gene Ontology annotation, molecular function: protein homodimerization activity; mRNA 3'-UTR binding; translation regulator activity. NCBI's taxonomy places the organism in Eukaryota, Metazoa, Chordata, Amphibia, Anura, Bombinatoridae. The record is from RefSeq and is a predicted model, not a curated record. Gene Ontology annotation, cellular component: postsynaptic density; dendritic spine; presynapse.